Hypanus sabinus (Atlantic stingray) is the source of this 1578-nucleotide messenger RNA. Its product is annotated as scavenger receptor cysteine-rich type 1 protein M130-like. NCBI's taxonomy places the organism in Eukaryota, Metazoa, Chordata, Chondrichthyes, Myliobatiformes, Dasyatidae. The transcript is spliced from 6 exons. The record is from RefSeq and is a predicted model, not a curated record. Gene Ontology annotation, cellular component: membrane. The annotation marks the transcript as partial.
CUGGGCUGCGGCGCCGCGGAGAAAACCCUGGGCAAUGCUCACUUUGGGCAAGGAUCCGGACUAGUUUUAAAUUCCAAAGUCAAGUGCAGCGGGAGAGAGGCCACUCUGCAUGAGUGUACAAUCGAUGAAUGGUUUGACGGUAGUUACACACAUUCAUACGAUGUCAGCGUUAUUUGCGAAGGUCACAGAACUGCAAGAUUGGUGUCCGGAAAUGACGACUGUUCGGGAAGACUAGAGUUGCAGUUUGGUGAAUCCUGGGGAACGGUGUGUGACCUGCACUGGAAUAUGAAUAAUGCCAACGUGGUGUGCAAUCACCUUCAAUGCGGAGUCGCUGUUUCUGUGAUGGGGGGAGCUUAUUUUGGAGAGGGAACCGGGUCCGUUUGGAGUAAUGUCCUUGAAUGUAAAGGUAAUGAGUCGAGCCUCUGCGACUGCCCAUAUUCUUCAAGGAAUGAUCGUUGCAACCACAAGAAGGAUGUCAGUCUGAAAUGUUCUGGGAAGAAUGGACCACGCUUGGUUAAUGGGAAGAGCAGAUGCUCUGGCCGUGUGGAAGUCCUGCACGGAGGCCAGUGGGGGACACUUUGUGAUGAAUACUUUAGCCUGGAAGAUGCUGCCGUGGUUUGUGAACAUCUACAGUGUGGAGCAGUAAAUGCAACUCCUAGAGGUGCUACCUUUAGCGAAGGAAAAGGACUAUUGUGGAAGGAUGACUACCGUUGUCUGGGGAACGAGACCCGAUUAACUGAUUGUCCAGUCUCAGCCUGGGGUCAGGUUAACUGUUCACAUUGGAAUGACGCUGGUCUCAUCUGCUCUGCUGAAAAGUGGUCUCUGAGACUGAGCGAUGGAGGAGGCCGCUGCGAUGGCCGAUUGGAAGUUUAUGAUAAUGGCACCUGGCAUAGAGUGCAGGAUAAAAUUUGGAACCUCAAUGAUGCAAAUGUUGUCUGCAGAGAACUGCGCUGCGGCUUCGCCACAUCCGUCUACACCUCCUCAAGGUACAGAGAAACUGCAAGGCCCAUGUUGGUGAUCGAAGGUCGAUGUGAAGGAAAUGAGACGCAUCUACGAAACUGCAAAACUUCUUUGUUGCAAAGGUCUCCUGCUAACGUCACGGUCGUUGGUGUCCGGUGUUCAGACCACAUGCAGUUAAGGCUAUUCGGAAGUGAAGAUGCAUGUGCUGGAAGACUGGAGGUUUAUUACAAUGGAUCCUGGGGAACAGUCUGUGAUGACUCCUGGGAUCUGGUUAAUGCUAACGUGGUAUGUAGGCAACUAAGUUGUGGUUAUGCUUUGGAGAAAAUAAAAGUUCCGAACUGUGGACGAAGCACUGGAGAAAUUUGGUUGGAUGAAGUGAGAUGUUCGGGUAAUGAACCGUAUCUCUGGAAAUGUCCUUCGGCGCUGUGGGGCCAUCAUGACUGCAGCCAUAAAGAAGAUGUAAUACUGGAGUGUUCCGAACACAAAGAGAUGCGCCUUGUGGAAGGCAAACACAGCUGCGAAGGGAGAGUGGAAGUGCGGUACCAAGGGAGAUGGGGAACAGUUUGUUCCGAGGAACUGGAUAGUAAAGAUGCGAAUGUGAUCUGCAAGCAAAUGAAC